Phycomyces blakesleeanus NRRL 1555(-) is the source of this 875-nucleotide messenger RNA. RefSeq lists its product as hypothetical. The transcript has 2 exons. NCBI's taxonomy places the organism in Eukaryota, Fungi, Mucoromycota, Mucoromycetes, Mucorales, Phycomycetaceae. The coding region runs from base 1 to 399 and encodes 132 amino acids. The record is from RefSeq and is a predicted model, not a curated record.
AUGAACUCUUCUAAUUACAACAUUGACAUCUUCAAUCAAAUAUACAUAAAGAAACUAUUGUAUUUGAUUGAAUUUCACUUAAUGUUCUUUUACAUGAGUAAAAGAAUAAAAAGCAUGACACCAAGUUCUUUGUCCCCGCAUUACGCGGCUCAAUCUCCUUCAGGACGUAAACCUGACUUGGUAGCGAAGGAGGUGCUGGAAUGGUGGCAAACCAACGGAAAGCACCCGUUCAUCCAGCCCCACAUCUCGUCACCGAGUAAUGUGGGUGCGAACUCGCCAGAGAACUUACCACUAGGUGAUAAGGUCCAGCUCAUUCGACUACCAGUAGCUUCACCGUCAGCCGUUAAAGAGUUCAGUCAGGUUAGCAGUGAAGAGCCAGCACAUCUCACCACAGGUUAGACCUCCCUCCCCCCAGCAUCAUGAUUCCACAUUGGCGAUGCGAUGUACACAGUAGUCCUUCCAAAAAUGAAAAGAGACCAUGCCCCACGACUUCUCAGACUUAACUGAGCUGGCGAGUAACAACUUUCACUUUCCGAUGCUUGUAGCAUGGAAGAAUCUCCCUGCAACGGUCGCAAGAGACGCCUCACUAUGAAACCGGGACUGUUGUUGCUCAAGGAGAAAACAAACGACACGCGUUGGAGGGGUUCUAUAUGUAACAAAAACAUUUGCAUCUGGGAUUUAAUAUUAGGACUGCGCUUUUUGUCAGUCUUAGAUACCCACGUCAGAGCAAACGUGAUAUAGCUGUAUGUUUCUUUUUUUACUAAGUUUGUGUAACUGCUUUACGGCAGAAGAAAUAGCUAAUAAUAUUUACUCAAAGUAAUUAUAAAAGCGACUUUGCAAAAUAAAGUAAAGAAGUAAUGAAGUAAUGAAAGGUC